AAAAUUAUCGGAGUGUUCAAACCAAAAUCUGAAGAGCCUUAUGGACAUCUAAAUCCAAAAUGGACCAAAUAUUUUCACAAAGUUUGUUGCCCUUGCUGCUUUGGCAGAGGCUGCCUUGUUCCAAAUCAGGGAUACCUCUCUGAAGCUGGUGCCUAUCUUGUGGAUGAUAAGCUGGGGCUAGGAGUUGUACCUAAAACUAAGGUUGUCUGGCUUGUCAGUGAGACCUUUAAUUACAGUGCAAUAGAUCGUGCAAAGUCAAGAGGAAAAAAAUAUGCUUUAGAGAAAGUGCCAAAAGUUGCUAAAAAAUUUAAUCGAAUUGGACUACCUCCUAAGGUUGGCUCCUUCCAGCUGUUUGUUGAAGGUUAUAAGGAAGCUGACUACUGGCUCAGGAAGUUUGAAACUGAUCCUUUACCUGAGAAUACAAGGAAAGAAUUUCAGUCACAGUUUGAAAGAUUGGUUAUCUUGGAUUAUGUCAUCAGAAAUACAGACAGAGGUAACGAUAACUGGUUAGUCAGGUAUGAAAAACAAGAUGAUGGACUUGAUCUGUCAGAUAAGGAUAGCCAAUGGACUGUAACUAAAGAAUCCACUAUUAAGAUUGCUGCAAUUGACAAUGGUUUAGCAUUUCCUUUUAAGCAUCCAGAUGAGUGGAGGGCAUAUCCCUUUCACUGGGCAUGGUUGUCUCAAGCAAAAGUUCCUUUCUCUCAGGAGACCAGAGAUUUAGUUCUUCCUCGCAUUUCUGAUAUGAACUUCGUACAGGAUCUUUGUGAAGAUCUUUAUGAACUAUUUAAGACUGAUAAAGGAUUUGACAAGGCUACUUUUGAAAACCAAAUGUCCGUUAUGAGAGGGCAGAUACUAAACCUUACUCAGGCGUUAAAGGAUGAAAAAAGUCCCAUUCAGCUUGUUCAGAUGCCACGUGUGAUUGUGGAGCGAAGUAGCACUGGAAGUCAGGGCCGAAUUGUUCAUCUAAGUAAUGCAUUCACGCAGACCUUUCAUAGCAGAAAGCCUUUCUUUUCCUCCUGGUAGCAACAAAAAUAUGUGGGAACAGUAAGUUUCUCUUAACUUGUAAAGCUACUUCUGUGUAAAGGCUCUGCAAUAAUGUAUUUCUGCUGUAUACCAAGAGCUCUGACUGCCAACACCUCAGAACUUAAAUUCUAAAGACUUAAGAAAUGUAUUUUGAAUGUAAUAAAAAGUUUACAAUUUUUGUCUCAAAAUUGUGAAUUCUUAUGUCAGGGAAUGUCCAUAUUGUAUUUUUAUAGGCUAAAUUAAUGUAUUCUGAAAAAUACUCUGAAUAAGGGAAGAUCCACAGUUUGCAUAUGCUGAGAAACUACUUUUGAAUACAACAGGAAUUCUUUUUGUUUACUAUAAAUAUGAGAACCUAUACACUAUCAAUUUCUUUUUAUAUGGUCUUAAAAAAAAAAAAAAGGUGCAGAAUGUUAUCUUUGAUUGUGAAAAUGCUUGGAAUUUCUUCCUGAUGUUUUAAGCUGUUUAUUCAUUUUCAUAGGCUAGAUACUUGAAAAGCACUAAAAAAAGUAACUAAAAAUAAAA
Molecule: messenger RNA, 1545 nt
Organism: Balearica regulorum gibbericeps (East African grey crowned-crane)
Lineage: Eukaryota; Metazoa; Chordata; Aves; Gruiformes; Gruidae
Source: RefSeq, a predicted model, not a curated record